Messenger RNA from Gossypium raimondii (Peruvian cotton), 1954 nucleotides. RefSeq names its product rho guanine nucleotide exchange factor 8. The record is from RefSeq and is a predicted model, not a curated record. The coding region runs from base 161 to 1714 and encodes 517 amino acids. The transcript is spliced from 7 exons. Gene Ontology annotation, molecular function: guanyl-nucleotide exchange factor activity. NCBI's taxonomy places the organism in Eukaryota, Viridiplantae, Streptophyta, Magnoliopsida, Malvales, Malvaceae.
CUGAAAAAUUCAAAUAAAAAUCCUUGCUAGCCUCUCAUUUUCACUCAUUAAAAACAGACUGUUUUGUUUUUUGUUUUGUUUUUUAUAAUUGUUUUUCAACUUUGUUUCUUCUUCAAUUUUUUUGCUGUUAAAAAACGAGAAGAAGAAACACAGGAAUUGAAUGAUGGUUCAAACAUUGACUCGCCUGUAUAGUACUCGAAAUGUAGGAUCUUUUCGCCUGUUUGAUAAUCCAAUGAGACAUCACCACCACCAGCAACAAAACGCAACCGCGGCAGGCGGUAAUAACGAGCACGUGGAUGAUGUCGAUGAUAAUCUGCAACCAAGUGAAGAUAAAUCAAUGGGGCAGCAAAAUAUAGGAGAGCCUGUGGUAGAAACUCCCCAGGAGAGGCCACAAACAGAUAUGGAGCAGAUGAAGGAAAGGUUUUCUAAGUUGCUUCUGGGAGAAGAUAUGUCAGGAGGAGGCAAAGGUGUUCCUUCGGCUUUGGCUUUGUCAAAUGCAGUGACAAACCUAGCAGCAUCUGUUUUUGGGGAACAAGUGAAAUUAGGACCUAUGGCACCAGAAACCAAAGCAAGGUGGAGAAAAGAAAUGGAUUGGCUUCUAUCUGUAACCGAUCACAUUGUCGAAUUCGUUCCUUCGCAACAGAAAACGAAGAACGGAACGAACGUGGAGAUUAUGGUCACGAGACAAAGGAGUGAUCUGCUUGUGAACAUACCUGGUCUAAGAAAACUCGACACGAUGCUUAUUGAGACUCUUGAUGGCUUUGGACAAGAAAAAGAAUUUUGGUAUGUCUCUAAAGAUGAUGACCAAGAGAAUGAAAACGGUCAAAGGGACGAUAAAUGGUGGCAUCCAACUGUUAAAGUACCUGUAAACGGGUUAUCGGAAAUGUCACGGAGAUGGCUGCAGUGUCAAAAGGAGUCAGUAAACCAGGUGCUAAAAGCAGCUAUGGCUAUCAAUGCUGAAGUACUAUCUGAAAUAGAGAUACCUGAAAGUUACAUUGAUUCACUCCCCAGGAAUGGAAGAGCGAGCCUCGGUGAUUUGAUCUAUAAAGGCAUUACAGUGGACCACUUUGAUCCAUCACAAUUCCUUUCGACUAUGGACUUGUCGACGGAACACAAAGUUCUUGACCUUAAGAAUAGGAUUGAGGCUUCCAUUGUCAUUUGGAAGAGGAAGAUGCACCAAAAAGACGGUAGGUCUUCUUGGGGUUCGGGUGUUAGCUUGGAAAAAAGGGAACUCUUCGAAGAAAGGGCGGAAACUAUUUUAAUCUUGUUAAAGCAACGUUAUCCCGGACUUCCACAAUCUUCACUCGAUAUAUCUAAGUUACAAGAUAAUAGGGAUGUAGGACAUGCUAUUCUAGAGAGCUAUUCAAGGAUUCUAGAGAGCUUGGCCUUCAAUGUCAUGUCAAGAAUCGAGGAUGUCCUUCAUGCUGAUUCCCUUGCUCAAACAUCAUCACCACAAAAAUCCGAGACAUCCCCUAGCUCAUCUGAUGAAGAUGCAUUGAGGGUGAGCAGUUCAGACACACCAACACUAUCAGAUUUUAUGGGUUGGGGUAUUGCUUCAAGGAGAAGAAGCUCAACUGAUCUAGAAAUCUACUUUAAGGGUGACAAUGACAAAAAACUGGCCAAGCCACCGGUUAGUUCUAUGCAGAAAAAGUCUCCUAAUCUAGAGAAGCUGGAAUCCUUAAGUGGCAAUAGAAGUCCAAAAGGUCGUUAUUGAUAGAUAGAGAAAAUGCAAUAACUGGGAGACAAGUACAUAUAAAUGUAUAUAUAGUUAGAAAGAAAGGUUAUCGUAAUAUACAUAUGUUCAGUCCAAAUGUCCAAUGUAGGAUUCCAUUGGGGACAGUAACUAAUGUCCAAAUUUGGACAGGGAAGUGAUUGUAUGACUCUUUUAAGAUUUGAUGUAUUUGGGAACUGCUUUCCGGCUGUCUUCAUCUCUAGUAAACUGUUCUGUCAUUUA